Messenger RNA from Exserohilum turcica Et28A, 1158 nucleotides. RefSeq lists its product as uncharacterized. Gene Ontology annotation, molecular function: oxidoreductase activity. Bases 1 to 1158 code for a protein of 385 amino acids. Lineage: Eukaryota; Fungi; Ascomycota; Dothideomycetes; Pleosporales; Pleosporaceae. The record is from RefSeq and is a predicted model, not a curated record. The transcript is spliced from 4 exons.
AUGCGCCUCUUGGAGAUAGCAGUGGUGGCGCUGACCAACGGCGUCAGUGCAGUCAAACAGACAGAGCACGACAAGCUGGCAGCUCGGGGGCUUGCCAACCUCAAGGCCGAUAUCGCUGAGAAUGGCUACCCCAAUCCAGGGAAAUGCACAAUGGAGAACGCUGCAAUCCGAAAGGAGUCUCAACUCUCCAAACCGGAGAGACGAAACUACAUCGAUGCUAUAAAAUGCCUUCACUCCAAGCCUACCCUUACACCAGUUACAGUUGCUUCGGGGGCAAGGAGCCGCUUCGAUGACUUUGUAGUCACACAUGUCUUGCAGACCUAUUCAGUCCACGGGACCGCCAACUUUCUGUCCUGGCACCGCUACUACAUCUGGGCCUAUGAACAACUACUGCGCAACGAAUGCGGCUACCAAGGCUAUCUCCCAUACUACAACUGGGCGUGGUGGUCCAAAGACCCAUCCAAAUCGCCCCUUUUUGAUGGCAGCGACACCAGCAUAUCUGACGGUGGAGCGUACGUGCCGAACCGGAACUACUCGUGUACUCCGUCUCAAGACAGGUGUUUUAUCAAGCUUCCCCCAGGAAGCGGCGGAGGCUGUGUUUCCGGGCCGCUUGCCAACUGGACUGUUUCGCUUGGCCCAAUCCAGACCAAAGCAGAGGGCAUCAAACCCAAUCCUCAAGCCGACGGCCUCGGGUACAACCCCAGGUGUCUCAACCGCGACCUGAACAAAGUCUCUGCCUACGCUUCAAGAGAUGAGGUCAUCACCGAGCUCAUCACGACCAGCAACGAAGUCGGCACGUUCCAGAACCGCUUGCAAGGCGACUUUGCAAACGGGUACCUGGGCGUGCACAGCGCAGGGCACUACACGGUUGGCGGGGACGCCGGUUCCGAUUUCUUCAACGCCCCUUCUGACCCCUCCUUCUACUUCCACCACGCCAUGGUCGACCGCACAUGGUGGAUCUGGCAGAACCAAGAUGUCGCUGCGCGCCGCGCCCAAGUCGCCGGCACAAUCACGUUUUUGGAUCAGCCGCCCAGCCGCAAUGGCACGCUGCAGGAUACACUGACGCUUGGACCCAUGCUGCAGGACGCGUUUGAGAACAUCACCAUGGCGGAUGCGAUGAGUACGCUUGGAGGCCCGUUUUGCUAUAUUUAUGCUUAG